UACAAAUUCUUCAUCAAGCUGUUAGCAAUUCAAUCAAUCAAUUAUGAGAAAAGUUAAACCCACAUCUCUAAGCUAUCCAAAUGCAAACUUAGUCCUCUGUUACAAAGGGCGAGGCACAAACCAGCAUCAUCAACAACAACACAGACAACUGGGGGGCGGGGGACGAAGGAAGAUGAUCAAAGUACCUAUUUCAAUCUAAAACCCUACUCAUUUCUUACACAUUGGAUUACAAAUCAGUGCGAGAAGCUCGCAACAAAAUGAAAUCAAGCAUGCUCCCGUCUCGGACAAAAAACAAAAGAAAUAACAUUGGUGCUUAUGUACUCUUGUUACCAGACAUUGAUUGAUUUGCUUGCUUACACAGUCACUGUGUGUCUGCUUGGCCGUUUCCCUUCCAUUGCAUCUUUCUUCUUCCGACAGUUAGUGCACAGGAAGGGGCCUUCCCAUGGCUUCGAUCCAGGUGCAAAAAAUGGACCCGAGUUAACUGAGAAACAAUCUCCUGGUGUUUGGUCUGAAGGCAAAUCUUUCUUUCGGGUUGUUUGGACCGCACAUCUAUAGAUGCAUGCGUUUCUGUCUGAAGGCAAAUCUUUCCCCAGUCUGCAAUUCAUGGCAUUCGAAAUGCCAAAAGCAUGAGUGAAGAACAACAUAACAUAGAACUAAAGCCUUCUUUUCAAGGUUUAGAACUAGAGUUAAGCACGCAAUGCAUUAGUUCGAGGGGUGGGAUUGGUUUUAGAAUGAAAGACAUCAGUUUCUGGUUUGGUUAACCGAAAUUUCAAACACAAUAAACAAUACCUGUCAAAGUAAAAAUAAACCAAGAUGAUACAGAACUAACACUAAAACUAAAAUACAUUCCAUGAUUUCUAAACUCCAAGAGAGCAAAUCUAACAAUUAUUAAUGAACCAAUACGUUCUGGUCUAGGCAGCGACGGAUCCAGAACACAGAAGUGCACUGGGCCGCAUUUUAUUAGAAAAUUAGAAAAGUAAAAAAAAGAUAAUGAUUAUAAUAUUUUUACAAUGUAAAUUGUACACGACGGUAUUUUAAUUUAGCGAAUGCAUCAAUAAUGGAGUCCACAUCCAUACCAAUAGUAUACACUAAAUAAAAUACUUGAGCAAUCGACUAGAAAUCCAUAGCUCAUUUUGUUGCGCAAAUUUUCACAUGUUUCGUUGUUGAAAGGGUUCUAUUCGUAUUAGUUGUUGAAACGAGCAGCAUCAACACUAGACAAAUCAAUCUACUAAUCAAUUUGCAUUGUGUUUCCAUCCCUAUAUCCACCAGCUGCUCUAGUAAAUUUUCCAAGGUAACAAACCUCAUAUAUGUUUUAGUCUUUUACGUUUUAAACUUUUUGAAUUUUUAGGUUUCAUUGUUUUUUUAGACGAAUAACCUUUGGAGUUAGAAUUUAUAAGCUAAAUUUAGAGUAGUGAUUUUGAAUAUGUUCAUAUGAAUUAUUUUUCUAAUUAUUACCAAUCUUAUUUUAAAAUAACAACAACCCGAAUAUCUAAAAUCGAAAAAUUCAUAAGGUCUAUACUAACUAUGGAUCCAGAGGAGGGCUGGGCCGGGGCCCGGGGUGGCCACCCCCUGGAUCCGCCACUGGGUCUAGGUAUGACGUUCAACAUCCUUAAAUUACAACCAAUUCCAGCAUGAUUCGAGUAAAUUCUAGUAAGGUUUAACAGAGAAAUUUAGUAACUUGUGGUAAAGUUCAUCAAUAGGUGAAGGUCUAUUUAGGGAUCAGUGAAUAUUGAUUACUUCGGCGUUGCUUAUCCUAAAACGAACAACUGAAAAAAAUAAUACAGUUUGGUUAACUAAAAACUGUAGAAUUUGGUUUUACCAGAAAAUAUUUCCACACAACGAUACACAACCAAGUUGUGCAGGAAGUUCUCUAUCAAAAUUAUAGGUGUCAAUCGGGCGGGUUUGGGCUAGGUUCAGUCGGGUUCGGGUUCAGUCGGGUUGUGGGUUAGUCGGGUUGCGGGUUUAUCGAGUUCAGGUUCAAAUGUGUUGCGGGUUAGUCGGGUUGCGGGUUCAUCGGGUUUGGGUUCAAUCGGGUUGCGGGCAAAUCGCGUUGCGGGUCCAACGGGUUUUGGGUCGGGCGGAUCGGGUUUCGGGUUGUUUGGGCCAGCGCAUCGAGUAACUUAAUCAUUACUCGUUACCAACUUACACAUUUUACUACACUAAUUUAAAAUAUUUUUCUCAACUUUUUAACCAGUUUAUUUCUACCUCGCAUAUAUAUACUUAUGGUGAUAUCAAUAUUUGCAACCAAAAGAUACCAUUAUUUGUUUAUUUGAUAUUUUAGUAUUAUUUCAGUAGUAAUUGGAUUAAAGUAUCUCGUUUAGUAUAACCAUGCAAAUCUGGUAUUUGGCCUGUGGUAUUUAACAAAAGCAGAGUGAUAAAAGGAGUUAUUUCGAAAUAACUCAUUGCCCAAAUAACUUCAAUAAACUGUUGCCAAACGAGUUAUUUGUAAAAUUGUUCGAAUUAUCCUAAAAAUUGAACCAUUAAAGAUUAACUAUCAAAUUUAGUAAAAUUAUUGUGACUUCAAUCAUAACUUACUCAAUAACAUAUAUCCUAUACACUUAGCCUUACACUCAAUCGACAAUAUUAAGUUAGUAUAUGUUGUUGAUUGUAUACCCUAAACCAUCAAUAUAUUAUACACUAACCACAUACCCUAUACCCUAACCAUAUGUCCUUAUGAGUUGUGAUUUUGCUAGUAUAGUUAAUUUAAAAGUGAAAUUCAUACUUUGAUUUUCUAAACAUAGAUAAAAUGUGAUAUUUGCUAAUUGCUAUACCCAAACCAUAUAUCCUAUACUCUACACCACAUACCUUGUACCCUAAUCAAGUAUCAUAAACAUAAAUUAAAAAGUGAUCUCCUGCCGUUAAAGACUUCAAAUGACUUCAAGUGAACAUAUGUUAAUAAAAAACUUAGAACCGUCAAAACCAUCAAUAUCUUAUACCUUAACCAUAUACCAUUACAGGAAAACUAGUCACGAGAUCUUAUUCACGGAUUUUUUCGUGUAUUAGAAAGUAGACUAACAAUCACGAUAAAAAUUUCUUUAAUUGAUUAUCUAGUUCUAAUUACGGUAAUAAAUUUAUCCAUAUUUUAAUCUUCAUUUCCUAUGAUUAAUUGUUAGUCACGGUUAAUUACCGUGAACAAUGUGACAAUAUAUAUACAAAUUUAUAGGUGGAAAUCAGGAAGUAUGUGUUUUUGGAAAAUAUGACUUUGGAUCACAAAACAAUACAACUCCUUCAUUGUUCUAAAAAUGGAAUUUUAAUAAAAAAUUGUUUUUUCCAAACACACAACUACAGAAUUAGGGUCCAAAAAGAUUACAAAAUUACAUUGGCUCCUUAAAAUUUUCAGACCAAAAGAAUUCUCGCAAAGCAAUUUCGCUCCCCCGCUUAUUCUUCCCACCUUCAUGAUACUGAAUUUUGCCUCCUGAAAUUUUGGGCUCCAAUCCUAAAAUUGUUGCCUCUCCCGCAAUUUCAUUAAACGAGGAAAAGUCUCCCCAACCCCAAACUUCUUUGUCUGUUUCUAAUUAACCUAAAUCGAUGUCGGAAAACUACUUCAUAGUCGUUACAAUCUCUUCAUCUCCCAUACCCUCCUCCAUCUCAGCGUAAUUGUUCCCCUGGCAAUAUCAAUUUUGGUGAUUCUUUUAUGGACGCCCAUUCCCCUGCAAAACUCAAUCUCAAUUGCCCAGAAGCUUUCUCAUGGCCUAUAGCUGAGGUAUGUUUGUACUCGGAUCUCUUUACUGCCACUCUUUAGUGACUCCCCUUCCUCUAUUUGAGCUCAACAAGCAGUCAUUGAUCUCUUUGUUUUAAUCGCAUGCAACUAAAGAUAUAAAGUAAUUUAACAUAAAGGGGUGAAGAAAGGGCAUUUUUCCGGAGCGGUGUUGGUGCCGGAGUGGAGCUUCCACUGUCGGGAUCUACUGCUGUCGAAGCUGCUGCUGUAGUUGCCUGCAAGGCAGAGCUGCUACAAUUGAUAUUUAUUGCUGUUGGCUGCCGAAGUAGAGCUACUGCUGCCUGCCGGAGCUGAUGUUGUCAUAGAUGGAGGUAUGCAAAACCUAAACUUUAUUCUCUCAAAAUUGCAAAUAUAAGGCGAGCGUUUUCUCACCAGUACAUUUAUAGUAGUGCUAGGGUAUCACAAAUCCAUGGCCAGGCCCAGCUUUGCCUUGACCGCCUCCUUUAGCACUCCCACCCCAAUAGCUUGCCGACGACUUCCGAUCUGUACUAACGCCACCGCCUCACCGAUGGCAUCCUCCUCCAGUCCUGUUGCUUUUUCUAUACUAUUUAGUGGUUUCUAACUGCUUGAGUGGUACUCGUUUUGACAUGCUAGGUAUACCUCUCGACUCAUCGUCGAUUUAUCUGGUUUUCAUUCGAGCUGUCACCUUGGCUAUCACUCUCAAGACUCUGGUUUCCAUCUCGUUCUUAUCCCUACUUUACAAAUGCAUCAUGUUAUGUAGUUUCAAUUUUGUUUGGUUUCUUUUUUGUUGAGUUUCAAUUAGUGGUUGCGGGCUGGCCUGGUUCCAUUUCCCUUGCAGGAUGGCAAUAUUUCCAGUUCGUUUUUUUUUUAUCUAUUUUCGGUUAUCAACCAAUCAGUGGUGCUGCAAUCUGAAACUCUGUGUAAUCUAAUGCAAAGUGCAUAAUGGGUGGAGGUCACAGAAAGAGUAUAUCUUUCAUUUCUAAUCAAUGUUUAUGUUGGACAUCUAGUUGUAAUUUAUGAAUUAUAUUAGGUAGGAAUGAGUUUGUACAAGUAAUACAGAAUCCUUAUUUGGAAAUGCUACUUGUCUAGUUGAGAUUCCGAAGUUGAGUAUGUAUGAAGGAUUUUUGUUUAGUUGCUGCUAAGUAUUGUAUGUCUGUUGACUGUUUUUAAUUUUUCUGCUUCUCAUGCUUAUUUGAUCUAUCAUGAACUUUGCUAUAGUUACAGUUUCAAAAGAAAAGAAGCAGAAGGUUUGAUUAAAUGUCAUAGAGGUUGCAGUACUCCAUAUAUCGGCAAGAAAAAGUCUUCCCCCUUUCAUUUUGAUCGUGUUUCAUUGUGUAGUCAUUACCAUGUUACUGAUGAUGUUUAUUUACAUAAUUUCCUUCUUUUCAAAUGAUCAAUGAGUAUAGAAAGCUUUAUGGCUAGAGAAUCCAGAAUACUUCAUUGUGUAGUCAUUACCAUGUUACUGAUGAUUUUUAAUUGAUUUUCAUUAUUUCGCAGUUUCGUUAGUCUUUUCAGUUUUAUAUGUUAAUUAACAUAGAUAAAUAAAUGAUGUUUAAAAUAAUUGUAUUGAGUAGCUAGUUUUUUGCCACGAUAAUGUUAAUUAUCAAUUACUAGCCACUAUGUUUGAAAUAAAUUUUGUAUAUUAAUAAUUGUCCAUGAUCUCAAUUAUUAAUUCUUCAUUAUUAAUAUUGACAUUAUGUUGAUUUUAUAUUUUAUAUUUACUUUUUUAAUUUUGUUAAAGAACUUAGUGUUCAAGUGAUCUUCAUGUUUCAAUUUUUGUAAUUUUCUUAAAAUACGUAAUAUCAAGUGAGUUUCAUAUUAUUUAAAUUCCCUAUACGAAAUGAAAAAAUAAUUUUAUU
Messenger RNA from Linum trigynum, 5538 nucleotides. NCBI's taxonomy places the organism in Eukaryota, Viridiplantae, Streptophyta, Magnoliopsida, Malpighiales, Linaceae. The record is from the annotation of a GenBank genome assembly.